AGCCUUUUGACAUAUGAAAGAGAAUAAGUGUCGCGCCAUGAAACAGGCACCUUGUAUCACGUCAGUUGGGGCUGAGUAAAUAGGUAACCAUGCGAGAUACGAAGGUUCAGCUCUAGCUACCCCGCCAUGCAUAAAUGGUGCCCAAAGGGCAACUGACCGGAAAAUUCCCUGCGUAAGUAGAUCAGCCACCAUCGCACAAGGGUGAUUCUAGGUCUCAGCCUCGUUAGAUAGGAUGUUCCUAUAAGGGUAGCUCGAUAUUCCUGGGUUGGGGGCCGUCCCGUCGCAAGCUUGAGCUGAAAGGGAUCUGUAGCCUCUCUUGUAAAUUUGACCCAGCAGCUGUUUCCCACCUCUCUCGCAGUCUUCAGUCAUGGAGGCCAAAUCUUAUCCUUACCCGGGUACAUUUGGCUACGUUGCCCAUCCAAAUGUAGUCAACAGUGUUAAGAGAAUCGUCCAGGUCGGGGGGUUGCAAAAGCAGUCGGUCACAUACAUACCAGAGGGAGAGGAAGUUUCCACGGUGGAGAUUGAGAUAGAAGAAGAUGCUGGGCUGAAUUCUCUAUGGCAGAAAAUCAGUCAACAGGGCUAUAGAUGGCCUUCGGAACUAUCUACGGAUGAGAAGACCUUCCAUUUGAGCACCAGAACGUUCAAGAUGCGCCCCUUCAAUGCCAUCAAAAUCACGGAUGGGCCUUCGACAGCCGACGAGAUCAAUGUAAACGAUAAGCUGGUCUCCCAUGCAAAUGCACAUCACGGCGAUAAGAUCGCAUAUGACAUCAAAAGUUCUAAUCACUCCAAAGAGGCUAAGAAGUCUCUGAAGAACAACACUGGCUUCGGGAUAUCGUUCCAGCGAACGACAAGGAUGCCGGAUGACAACAAACUUCACCAACUCCCGCCAAGCCUAGGAACAUUCGACUUGUUCAAUAUUAGUGCAUACGAAGAUCGGAUCCCCAAGAAGAUUAGAGAUGUGGGCGGUGUCUUCUUCCCCAUGUGGCAGCGCGAAGCCAUGUGGAUUCAAUUCGAGACGCCGGUCAAUCGUGGGAUUAAAAACUAUGCAGUCCGCGUGUUCAUAGGCAAGGUCAAUGCUAUCAGCGGGCUAUUGAUGGAUGAAGACCCGUCUACCAAGGAUGGAUUGAAUGAACAGCAGGACUAUGUUGUAGUCCCGGGACAACAAUGGCUGGAUGGUAUAUGUGUUGCUCCUGGCGUAGUGAGGCAGUUCGUGGCGAUGCCGUUGGGAUCUGGAUAUACUGUUGAAGGUCAAAAGACGAAAGAGGAGAAGCACGGAGGCCUCCAGAUUGAAAUUAUCCCCGAAUACCAACAAAAGCUGAGAUGGUGGUACAAGCACAGCGACCCACCAGUGAACAAAUCCAACCAAACUGGUGGUAGCUGCGUUGACCUCUCGCUCGGAUUUGACGAAAACAAGACCCCUGCUGAGCUGGGAUUCAAAGCCGGCGACGUGAUCCGCUCAUAUGAGCCGACCGUCUAUUCACAUGAAAUUUCUCAGGUCAAAGAUCUCCUCCAAGAUGGAGGGGAUGUUGUAUGGAAGGCCAAGUAUCCACCUCCACCCAAGAAAUCGCACUAUCAGCCCCAAGAUUGCUCAAGUAGUUCUAGAACAGAGUAUAGUAGAAGCAUGUCCAGUCAGGGUGAAACUUUUGGCUGGGAUCCAAAAAAGUCGUCGUCAAACGAACCGAAAGUAUCAGAUCACUCUGCGACAUUGGGCAGCGCUCCAUCAUCCGAGCAAGAAAAGUCAGGAUUCCAUUCAUUGACAACUUCUUCUGCGUUCGGCUCCUCACCAGAGCCGUUCAGUUUCCACUAUUCAAAAGCGCCGACCCCCCACGCCUCUACUUCAUUGACUGUCUCUAGUAAAGACUCUGGAUCUCAAAUUGGAAGUUGGGUAGCCAACGAGGAUGAUCUCUUUGUCAGCCAAUCCAAAGCCACCCACGUCGCUGGUAUUUCUCAUAGCGACGAUGAAAUGGGAACUCAAGUAGACUGGUAUAGUGAUUCCGCACCGUGGACCGCGCAGACGAAAUCAGCGCAACCACACCCCGAGGGGUCCUCGAACUACGAUUUCUUCGACUUCCAGUCCUUUGAUUUAACGGCACCGGCAGCACCGGCAGCACCAGUCCACCACCAUCCAACUAGACUAGAGGAUGAAGACGACGGUCUCUACAAAACCAUCAAAAUUGAGGGUCUCGGAGAGGACUCGAGUGGUGCCGAAGAGACGAUAUCGUGGGACCAUGACCCCUCCAUCAAAGUCAGUGAUAAGAAGUCCGAGUCCAAGCCGGAGCCCGAACUCCCCAAGAUCGAGGACCUCGAGAUCAAGGACCUCAAAGCCAUGGGUCUGGCCGCCGGCGGGAAACUAAUCCAAGACGUAUACGUCGACUCGCACCCUGCCCACAUCUGGAAUCACGGCGCCUCGCACACGCUGAACGUGCACAUCUUCUCCCCUCCGGACUUCGAGGCCAUAACGCACAUUGUCCCCGCGCCGCCGCCGCCUUCGGCGGAGGACUACGCAAAGAAGGGAGGGGCGUUCUACGUUGUGGAGGAGAAGGUGGACGACAGGGUUGAGGGCGGUGACUUCGAGGGUGUGGACAGCGUGAGUAAAAUUGAUAAGAAGAAGCUUGCUGAGGCGAAGGAGGACGAUGAGUUCGAUCCGAAGAAGCCGGUCAUGUGCAAGGUUUGUGAGAUUAGGCUAUGUGAUUGCAUUAUCAGGCCUUGUGGACAUCAGUUUUGUAAUCAGUGUGUUAGGAAGUUGGCUGAGGAGGAGGGAGCGGAGGGGGAGGUCAGGAUGAGGCAGAGGAAUCAUUGGAGGUGUCCUACUUGCCAGGGUGGAAUCAAACAUGUCGCAGGGUUCUCUGCGCCAAUGAAUCUACCCGGCGAGGAGCCAUUGAGGAUGAAGGUUCCCGUGCAUGUUCUCGGAAUUAAUGAGGUGGACGGGAGGACUGGGUUUAGGAGUAGGCUGCAGAUGACGAGGAUCUAAUGUGCUCUGGUGGAUACUUUCUAUAUCUCCUAGUCUGACUCUAUUUUAAUAUAGGUGGCUCAAAUUGAUCAAUGUUCUCUGCGACGAAUACUUUCUUGGACGCCCCAUCCAUCUUUC
Molecule: messenger RNA, 3088 nt
Organism: Aaosphaeria arxii CBS 175.79
Lineage: Eukaryota; Fungi; Ascomycota; Dothideomycetes; Pleosporales
Exons: 7
Coding region: 368-2971 (867 amino acids)
Source: RefSeq, a predicted model, not a curated record